Messenger RNA from Marmota monax (woodchuck), 1597 nucleotides. Its product is annotated as heterogeneous nuclear ribonucleoproteins A2/B1-like. Gene Ontology annotation, molecular function: RNA binding. The coding region runs from base 164 to 1072 and encodes 302 amino acids. The record is from RefSeq and is a predicted model, not a curated record. Lineage: Eukaryota; Metazoa; Chordata; Mammalia; Rodentia; Sciuridae. The transcript has a single exon.
GCAGUAGCAGCAGCAGUAGCAGCAGCGCGGGUCCUGUGUGGAGGUGCUCUUCAGCAGCAGUUCUCACUACAGCGCCAGGACGAGUCCGGUUGGUGUUUGUCUGCAGAGAUCUCUCUUAUCUCACUUGCCUGCGGGAAAUCGGGCUGAAGCGACUGAGUCCGCCAUGGAGAGAGAAAAGGUACACUUCCGUAAACUCUUUAUUGGUGGCUUAAGUUUUAAAACCACAGAAGAAAGUUUAAGAAACUACUACCAGCAAUGGGGAAAAGUUACAGAUUGUGUGGUUGUGAGGGAUCCUGCAAGCAAAAGAUCAAGAGGAUUUGGUUUUGUAACUUUCUCAUCCAAGGCUGAGGUUGAUGCUGCCAUCGCUGCAAGACCUCAUUCAAUUGAUGGGAGAGUGGUUGAGCCAAAACGAGCUGUAGCAAGAGAGGAAUCUGGAAAACCAGGGGCCCGUGUGACUGUGAAGAAGCUGUUUGUUGGCGGAAUUAAAGAAGAUACCGAGGAACACCACCUUAGAGAUUACUUUAAAGAAUAUGGAAAAAUUGACACCAUUGAGAUAAUUACCAAUAGGCAGUCUGGAAAGAAGAGAGGCUUUGGUUUUGUGACUUUUGAUGACCCUGAUCCUGUGGACAAAAUUGUAUUGCAAAAAUACCACACCAUCAAUGGUCAUAACGCAGAAGUAAGAAAGGCUUUGUCUAGACAAGAAAUGCAAAAAGUCCAAAGUUCCAGGAGUGCAAGAGGAGGCAACUUUAGAGGAAGAUCUGAUGGAUAUGGAAGCGGACGUGGAUUUGGGGAUGGCUCUAAUGGAUCUGGAGGAGGACCUGGACGUGGCAGUUUUGGAGGUAGCCCUGGUUAUGGAGGAGGAAGAGGAGGCUAUGGUGGUAGAGGAUCUGGAUAUGGAAAACGGGGUGGGGGCUAUGGAGGUGGUUAUGACAACUCUGGAGGAGGAAAUUAUGGAAGUGGAAGUCAUAAUGAUUUUGGAAAUUGUAACCAGCAACCUUCUAAAUAUAGUCUAUUGAAGAGUGGAAACUUGGGUAGCAGGAACAUGGGGCGACCCCGUGGUAGAGGAAAUUAAGGUCCUGGAGGAAGUGAGGGUUCUGGUGGGAGGAGCUGAUACUGAGCUUCAUCCUAUUUGCCUUGAGCUUCAUUGUAUAAAUAGGAGAGGAUGAGAGCUCAAAGGUAACUGAACAGUUCAGGUUAUCGAAAUAAUAACAAUGUUAAGGAAACUCUUAUCUCAGUCAUGCAUAAAUAUGCAAUGAUAUGGCAGAAGACACCAGAGCAGAUGGCAGAGAGCCAUUUUGGGAAUGGAUUAGAUUAUUUAAUAACAUUACCUUACUGUGGGGGAAGGAUUGUAGAAAAUAAAAAUAAUAAAAGCCUUUGAGACAGUUACUUAGCUUUUUAAUUGUUGUUACUUUCUAGCGGUUCUUUGUAAGUGUAGAAGCAUUCCUUCUUUGAUAAUGUUAAAUUUGUAAAGUUUCAGGUGACGUGAAAACUUUAAGAUUUUUCUCAAAGUUUUGAAAAGCUAUUAGCCAGGAUCAUGAUGUAAUAAGACAUAACGUUUUCCUUUAAAAAAAAUAAGUGCAUGUGUAGAGUUAAGAAG